Molecule: messenger RNA, 1362 nt
Organism: Aspergillus chevalieri
Lineage: Eukaryota; Fungi; Ascomycota; Eurotiomycetes; Eurotiales; Aspergillaceae
Product: phosphotransferase family protein
Exons: 1
Coding region: 1-1362 (453 amino acids)
Source: RefSeq, a predicted model, not a curated record
AUGGACUUUGAUCAUCUCGCCGAGCAAGAAUCCCAACGAAUAUUCAAAAAAUGGAUCCAACACCUUGUUAAGAACUCCUCGGAGACGCUGGUCACCAAGCUAGCCCUUCGACACCGGCCUGGUAUACCAGUGUCAACAACACGGUUCUCCCAUGGAGCCUUCAACUUUUGCUACCAAGUCGCUUACGAGGAUGGCAGUCGCCUUCUGGUCCGGUUCACGGCUCUGGGCCGAGCCGUGUUUCGCCACGAGAAGGUUCAGGAUGAGGUUGCCGUUAUGAGAUACUUGGCUGAGAACACAUCGAUACCCGUUCCCACGGUACUGGGCUCCGGGAGCUGUGCAGUUGGGCCCUACGUCGUCAUGACCCUUUUAGAGGGUAAUUUGUUAUCGAGGUACCUCAGAGAUCCGAUGAAAAAGAUCGAGACGUUGAAUCUUCAUAUUUCCGAGUGUGCGUUGAAGAAGGCAUAUCGGGACAUGGCUGACAUUGUCUUGGAAUUGUCAAAGCCGGAAUUUUCGUUCAUUGGAGCUCUGAAACUGGAUGAAUCGGGCGACUGGUCUGUACACAAGAGGCCGUUGACGUUCAAUAUGAACCGGAUAGCGCAGUUCUCCAAUAUCCCGCCUAGCGCAUUCGCGAAGCAACGCUUUAACAAUGCCACCGAUUACUUUGAAGAACUCGCCAAACAGCAUCUAUACCAUCUCGAGUACCAGCGCAAUGAUGCUGUCAUUAAUGAAGACGACUGUCGAAAGAAGUACAUUGCUCGCUGCCUUUUCCGCAAGAUAUCAAGGAAGGCGUCCAAGGAACACCGCCAUGGCCCUUUCCAUCUAUUCUGUGACGACUUCAGACCCGACAAUAUUCUGGUCGACCAAUCAAAGCUUGAGAUUAUCGGUGCUUUUGACUGGGAAUGGUCGUACGCUGCCCCUGCGGAAUUCACCCACGCUGCGCCCUGGUGGCUGCUACUCGAGCGCCCAGAAGACUGGGAAAUGAAUCUCGAUCACUUCCUAGAGCGCUACAUGCCUCGACUCUCCAUAUUCUUAGAGGCACUUCGCGAAUGCGAAUCGAGGAAGAUCGGUGAUGGUUCGCUGACAGAAGAGCAAUGCCUCUCAGACGCCAUGGAGGACUCCAUGGAAAACGGGCUAUUCUGGUUUUGCCUCGCGGCAAGACACGGCGCCAUGUUUGACGAGAUAUACUGGGCCUUCCUCGAUCAAAGAUAUUUUGGGUCGUUUACCACUCUCGAAGACCGAAUGCGUCUUUUGAGCGAUGAAGAACGGAUGAACCUCGAUGACUUUGUGCAGCGCAAACUGCAGCAGUCAAGUGAGGGGACGUUGGAAUCAUAUAUGAGCAUUGAUGACAUUGCUCAGCUGUAG